ACAAGGAAGUUAGGUUGUUAAAUUACGACUUAAAUAUUUUAUUGUGUGUAUUAAUUUUAAACUUGAAGGUUUUUCUGUAAUUUUAAAUAGAUGUAUAUUUUCCAUAUAUUGUCAGUUUCCUUGUUAUUCACAAAAGAAUUGGUGGACUAAUUCAUACUAUUUCGUACAGUGAAAAGGAAUGAGAAACGAGGUGUUUAACGGAAGGUAAACAAAAAGAACUGAAUCAACAACUUAACUGAAGAAGCAUCAGAGAAACACUAAGAGGAAAAUAAAAUAACGUAUUAAUGAUAAUGGGAGAUCGAACGGUGAUAAGCCUUCGUGAUUGGAAAGUAUUCAAUAAAGUGAUUCCUAAAUACAUAAAAAACAAUAUGAAUAUAGAACAAGCUGUCGAUUUGUUGUAUUUGCGAGGAUAUAUUACAAAGGAGAAAAAGCAAAUAUUAGAAACGAUCUGUUGUAGUGAAGUUAGGAAUAAAGACAAAAACAGAAAACUAUUAAUUGAAUUAUUAACUACCUUAGAUUUCAAUGACAUUGUAAGAUUUUUACGAGAUAUAGGUCAGAACUCUUUUGCUAAUGAACUUCAAAUGGAACGCUAUAGUAGAGGUAUCAUUAUACCUUCACACGGCUCUGACAUAGCAGUAAGAUAUGGGACUUUUACUUAUUACAACAAUUUGAAAAUUCAAAUGGAUAACAACAUUUUUCAUGACAGAAUUAUAGAACUUGUUAGGCGUUCAGCUUUUUUGAAAGGAUCACUAACUAUCGAAACGAAUCCAACGAAAAGGCAACGUCUCGUGGAUCGAUAUGCAGUGGUAACCUAUCAGAAAGUGGCACAAUACAGGGACAGAGAAGACAGAGUAAAAAUGUUACAAGAAAUGAAAGAUUCCUUACCGACAGACGUGGAUGGAACAUUUACAAAUAUCAUUUACCUAUGUAAGAUGGCGGUGACGGAAAUGCAUGCGGGAAAUGAGGAGUUGGCGAAAGAAUACACGAGCGAAGCAUUUAAACUGUGUGACGGCUGCCAACAAACAUUUGUCAAAGUCUUUCUUUGUCAUGAUCUACAAUUCGUGUCAAGAAUUUUACAUUCCUCCUCACAUACUGACAGACAUUUGAAAGAUACAAUUUCAGGAGGAGAUCUCGGAUUACUUUUCAUGCAGGAAGAACAAGAUGACUCAGCAAAGAUAUGGAAUCGUGUCUUUCUUUCUGAGAAUGCUAUGGGACUUCUUAAGAUUAGGAGCAAUUUUAAAGUGAUCCUGGAAGAAACAGUAGAUGAAAAUGACAUAAGGCAUGCUGAGAUGCUGUUGGAACAUUUGGUUACUAAACAAGGCCCGCUUGAAAUUCGCAGGGAGAUGAUUUAUUUUCUGUGUCAAGCACGUAUCAGUGAACUCAGAGCAGAUUUAGACGAGGCUAAGGAUUAUGCCUUGAAGGCCAAAAUCCUGGCAGAAGAAGGUGUUCAUUUUGAAAACGACAAAACUAACAUCGCUGAUUAUUAUGAUUAUCUAUGCGGCAAAUAAACUUUUUCCCGCUUUGAUGCUAAGGAACUUGUGCAGAUGUAGAUGCUCACUAUGAGACCGUAUCAAGCUCCCUCCAUUCCUUUUUCUUACAUCCACAUGCAGAUAUGUGUACUUGAGUUUCGCAUUAAUGUCACCAGUAAUUUAUGCAUAAGACAUGUGCAUACUAUUUUGAACUAUUCUUUAAAUGUUCAGUAGCUCCCUCACUAGAUUUAUUUUAAAUUGUCGUAAUAAACAUGCUCAGUAUCAUUAUAACCAUUUUCAAACACCAUUUGCUUUUCCAUACACUUCCAUUAUUACAGUAUGGCGUUUACGGCCUUCCACAAAUCGUAACAUGUAUAUCAAAUAGCAUAUUUUAAGAACUGUAUUAGUUCCACAAAAAUGGACGAUAGACAUGGAAUAAUGAUACUUUAUUUCUGUAUUUAUUGGGUGAAAUUUAUGACACCUCGCCCUGUUUACAUCGUCAGCAUGAUGGACGAAAGCAUUUCAUGAAACCAUUUUCAAUACACAUCUAAUACAAGAAAUAUUGUCAGAAUGUAUAAUGAAAUACUGUAACCAAAGUAAAAAAAAAUGGUUUA
Molecule: messenger RNA, 2083 nt
Organism: Mercenaria mercenaria
Lineage: Eukaryota; Metazoa; Mollusca; Bivalvia; Venerida; Veneridae
Exons: 2
Coding region: 285-1508 (407 amino acids)
Source: RefSeq, a predicted model, not a curated record